GAUGCAAGAGAGGUGGGACCUGGCCGAGCCUUGAUUGGUCGGGGUGCGCGUGGUCACUGAUCACCGUUCAGGCUGAGAGUUGCUGAGAACCCGGGUGCAGAUCAACUCUGCUGCAGGGAGUCGAAGAUGCGGAAAGUGGUUUUGAUCACCGGGGCGAGCAGUGGCAUUGGGCUAGCCCUUUGUGGUCGGCUGCUGGCGGAAGACGAUGACCUUCACCUAUGUUUGGCGUGUAGGAAUCUGAGCAAGGCAAGAGCCGUUCGAGAUACCCUGCUGGCCUCUCACCCCUCCGCUGAAGUCAGCAUCGUGCAGAUGGAUGUCAGCAACUUGCAGUCGGUGGUCCGGGGUGCAGAGGAAGUCAAGCAAAGGUUUCAAAGAUUAGACUACUUGUAUCUGAAUGCUGGAAUCAUGCCUAAUCCCCAGCUAAACCUCAAGGCAUUUUUCUGUGGCAUGUUUUCAAGAAAUGUGAUUCAUAUGUUCUCCACAGCAGAAGGACUUUUGACCCAGAAUGACAAGGUCACUGCUGACGGGUUCCAGGAAGUGUUUGAAACCAAUCUCUUUGGCCACUUUAUCCUGAUUCGAGAACUGGAACCGCUUCUCUGCCACAGGGACAACCCUUCUCAGCUCAUCUGGACGUCCUCUCGCAAUGCAAAGAAGUCUAACUUCAGUCUUGAGGACAUCCAGCACAGCAAAGGCCAGGAACCCUACAGCUCUUCCAAAUACGCUACUGACCUCCUGAAUGUGGCUUUGAACAGGAAUUUCAACCAGAAGGGUCUGUAUUCCAGUGUGACGUGCCCAGGUGUCGUAAGGACCAAUCUGACGUACGGGAUUCUGCCUCCCUUUAUCUGGACGUUGCUUCUGCCGGUGAUAUGGCUAAUUCGAUUUUUUGUGCAUGCGUUAACUAUGACACCGUACAAUGGAGCAGAGGCACUGGUGUGGCUUUUCCACCAAAAACCGGAGUCUCUCAAUCCUCGGACCAAAUACCUGAGCGGCACCACAGGAUUCGGGACUAAUUACGUCAAGGGCCAAAAGAUGGACAUAGAUGAAGACACUGCUGAAAAACUCUACGAGAGCUUACUGGAGCUGGAAAAGCAUGUCAGGAUCACCAUUCAGAAAUCAGAUCACCUGAGCUGAUGGUGACGUUCCGCCAAGCAUCCCGUUUGUACCUUUUGCACUCUCUGGUGCACUUUCCAUCGUGCUGGGUGAUACGUGUUUUGUAGCAAACCAUGAGCCAAGAUGAUCUCUCCUCCUACUUUUCAGAAUGAUCUCCAAGACUGUGUGUGCACAUGUGUGCAGGCGUGCACACACAUGUGAAAAAGUAGUGGCACAGUAGAGGAACCAACUAAAUACCCUCCAGGGUAAUGACCUGUCAGAACUGCUAGAGGCUUCCUGCAGAGCAUCCUUGGGUAGCUUUCUAUCACCAGGAGCCCAGUAGUUUACACUUUUGUGCUGGGGACACAGUACAGCCUGAACCUUCUUUUAGUCCCAGCAAGGAGAGGCAGUGCCACUGGGUAGGACUUAUACUUCUUUUUCUUUUCUCCGAGAUCCCCUUUUUUCGUCUCUUUACGUACUCCUUCAUAUGCUGCUUUGGAUAAGUUUACUCACUGUCCGACCACGUGGCUCCCACGUAACUGCCCACGCAGUCAUUUUUAAGAGCAAAGGGCCACGAGCAUUAUUUCUGGUCUUUAAUAACAUGUGCAGAUGUAUCCAUUAUGAACAGCUCGUCGUCAUGAUCAUAUUCACUGGAAUUAAACUUAUAGCAAAAAAAUUAUUUAGUCAUGUUUCAAUAAAAUUUUUUUAAAAAAUAGAAAAACCGCUAGGAUGCCAUCUGGUACACAGUGGAAGCAGAAGAAGAGAGUUCAUUUUUAUGUGUCAGAUGAUGAGUUUUUCAAACCUUUUCUCCAUAAGUCUUAAAGAGCCACAUCUCAGCAUCCUUUGUUAUGAAUCAAAAUGCUAGAGAUGGCUAGACAUUUUUGUCAUAAAGGCAUCGUAUCACUUGGGAUUUAAUCAAGUCAGUAAAAUUCUGAACAAAAGUGAGAGAAAAGUGAUACAUAAAUAUAAUCUGACAGCUUGUGGUAUGAAAACUUUCUGGUUAGGGUUUCUCUAAUUUUGUUGACCAAGAUUUUUUUUUUUUAAAGAUACAGGUGAGAAUGAGUCACAGCCACGGCCCCUCCUCUGUCUCUGGGAAACAAGGGGUGGUUCUUUAUUAUUCAUCCUGAGUGAACCCCCAUUUGGAGAAGACUCCUCCUUGGGGAACUCAUGUUUUUCAUCUGCAAAGCAAAGCGAUCACCUGUGUUCUGUUCCUCACAGGGUUGCUUGAGGAUCCAUGCUCUGUGUGAGCCAUGAGAAUUCCUCAUUUUUGUAGAGAAUGGUGAGGUUCCUUAGAGGUCAGUCAGACAGCUUGCCGAGGCCCAGUCACUGCCGGCCACCGUCCUUCUCAUGGAUGGCCUGUUCUGGACCCCACACCACAGAGCUCUGUAGGAUGGUAUGGGCAGGGUUAGGAGUCCUGCGGCAGUGUAGUUAGUCAUCAUCCUAACUUGCCUUGAGAAUGAAUUGAGAGAAAGCUUGGGUUUUGCUUAUUUGUGAGUUUGUAGAAAACAUGUCUUUUUCUGGGGUUUUCAACUUAUAAACAUCGAAUUACUUAUAGAAUUUCCUUUUUAUCUUUUUGCUGGCUACAUUAGGAAUUCCCUCUGUUUUAUUCCUGAUACUCUUCCCAAUUGUCAGUAAUGAAGGAGUUUUUCCCAUUUUGCUGGUGUUUGCAGAGAACCGUGUUUCUUCCUCACUGGGUUUUUUCUCUCCCUAGUUACUUAUAUAUUAUCCAUGCAGAUUUUUUUUUUAGCUUGCUUGUUUUAAUUGUCUUCUUUUUGUUUUCUUUAGCUUAAAGUAAACCUUUUCUAGUUCCUUGAGUUAAAACUUAGGUUCCUUAUUUGGAAAUUUUUUUUGAUUGCUGCUAUAAGCAUUUAAUUAUAAACAUUUAAUUAUAUAGAUGCCAUUCUCAGCCCACAUUUGCUGACAUAUUGUCCUGCAUUGUUUUCUUUCAAUCAUAGAUUGUUUUAUUAAUUUCUGUUGAGGUUUUCUUUUAUGAAUUAUUAAGUGAUAUUUAAUGUUCAUAUCUUUAGAGAUUUAAGAUUGAUGUUUGGCUGGGGAGAUGGCUUAGUGGUUGAGAGCACUGGCUGCUUUUUUAGAGGACCUAGGUUCCAUUCCUAACACCAUGUGCUGGCUCCCAAGAUCUCUAACUCCAGUUCUAGGGGGUCUGAUGCUCUCUUCUGGCCUCUGUGGGUACCACACGUGCAUAUGAUGCACAGGCAUCUGUGCAGACAAAACAACCAUACACAUAAGAAUAAAAAUUAUUUUAAAAGUUGGUACUGGUUUCUAGGUGUAGUCUGUUGGGAUAUCCUAUUUAUGUUAAUAUAAUCAGAAUAUAUUCUUAUUUCUGUAUUAUAUUUUUUGACUUUUAUUUAUGGUCCAGGAUCUGUUCUGCUUGAAUGAGUAUUCUGUGGCUUUCUCUUCACAUCAUGCCAGCUUGUAUUUUCUCCUUGGAACACUCUGGGUUGUUCUCUUUGUCUUUGUGUGGAGUUCAUAGUUACUCUUCAGGUAGGUGUUGUACGGGAGGGCCCCAGUGCUCUGUUGACAACAGUAUUUCUCACCUGUACACCGUCUUCAUUUCAGAUGCGGUUUUAUUCUUCUGUUUCUUUCCUGUGCUCAGUCAGUUUUUCUUGUUCUAUGAUCAAUUUCUGGUUUUAGUUUUGAAAUUUUGAUUCAUUUGAUUCUUAAUUUAUUUUUAUGUAUUUAUUUUGCAUGCUUGGGCAUAUUGAAUCCAGGGCCUUGGGGCUCAUCUUCUUCCUCGGCAGGAACGCUGUGUAUUUUACUUAUCAACUAAAGUUUUUGUUUGGUUGGUUUGUUUUUUUCCAAUUUUUUUUUCUUCAGUCCUCAAUAUGGUCUUUGAUAGUUACUGAAUCUAUAAUUUCAUCAUGUCCCUCAGGUUUUAUCACCCUUAUCUACCUUAUAAAAAUACGUAUUCGAGGGCUAAAGGGGUGGUUCAGCACUUAAGAGAUCUGUUCUUCCAGAGGACCUAGUCCACUUCCCAGCACCCACAUCUUGGCUUACAAUCAUCUGUAACUCUAGAUCCAGGGGCCCCAGUGUUCUCUUCUGGCCUGUGGGCACCAGGCCCACGAGUGGUGCACAGACCUUUGUUCACACCCAUACACACAAGUAAAAAUUAAUCUUAAAGAAGCCCAUACUAAAACCUAUUAAUCGGAGGGACCGAGUAAAGUUGUGAUAAAGCUAACAUCUGUGCAUACCACCGGAUGCUUGCCUCCUCGCCCUGAAUGCUUCCUGGUAAGCAUCACAGGCAGGGCUACUGGGCAUUCCCAAGCUAACCCAGAGUGCAUCCCUCCACAUCUCCUGUAGGAUCCUAGCCACAGGUGAAGCUGCCCUCUCAGAAACAUAUACCAGCCUUGAGUAACUUUUAUUUUCCUUGUAUUGAUAGAGGGUGCUUUAAAAAAAAAAUUACCUAUUUUUUUUGUGUCAAGCUGUGUGUUUAUGUCUUUUACCAUGUCCCAUUUGAUUUUCCCACCUUUGGUAAUAAGAGAUAUAUAUUAUCUAUAUAAUAAAGGAUGAAGCUCUUGCCUAAAACUCAUUUAUUUAUCUAACAUUUGUACUCAUUUCUCUUGUUGAUUGUCCUUUAAUAUUCCAAAGGAUCGGCGCCACGACCUUUGCUUGUUGUUUCUUGUUGUAUUUCUAGCAUUUGAUCAAUGGAUGUCAUUCCUUAGGCUCGUGGUGAAUAUAUGAACAGUUGAUUGAACAAGCAUUUAUUUGAAUAAAUUAUCAUGCUAUCUUGGUCUUCGA
Messenger RNA from Arvicanthis niloticus (Nile rat), 4845 nucleotides. RefSeq names its product hydroxysteroid 17-beta dehydrogenase 7 (gene Hsd17b7). Gene Ontology annotation, biological process: cholesterol biosynthetic process. Gene Ontology annotation, molecular function: estradiol 17-beta-dehydrogenase [NAD(P)+] activity; 3-beta-hydroxysteroid 3-dehydrogenase (NADP+) activity; 5-alpha-androstane-3-beta,17-beta-diol dehydrogenase (NADP+) activity. Lineage: Eukaryota; Metazoa; Chordata; Mammalia; Rodentia; Muridae. The record is from RefSeq and is a predicted model, not a curated record. Gene Ontology annotation, cellular component: endoplasmic reticulum membrane.